Molecule: messenger RNA, 665 nt
Organism: Medioppia subpectinata
Lineage: Eukaryota; Metazoa; Arthropoda; Arachnida; Sarcoptiformes; Oppiidae
Source: the annotation of a GenBank genome assembly
AUUCAAAGUCUAUUUUUAGCGCAUUUUUGGUCCAAAAUUAUCACAAAUUCUGAAUUCAUUUCACUUUUGGAUUCGUUUUGAGAAGAAAACAAUCUUUGAAUCGGAAAAUGUCAGACGACGCGAGAGCCAAGUUCGAGGACAAGGAGCGCAAGAAGGCGGAAAUCCGACAGCGAUUGGAGGCGCAGAUGAAGUCCACGAAGAAGAAGGGCUUCAUGACGCCCGAGCGCAAGAAGCGACUGCGGCAACUGUUGCGCCGGAAAGCGGCCGACGAAGUGAAGCGCCAGCAGGAGCUCAAGGAGAAGGAGCGGCUGAAAGUGAUCGGGGAAAGGACGGGAACUCCGAAGGCGGCCGCCGACGCCAACGAGGCCACUCUGAUGGCGAUCUGCAAAGAGUACUACAACCGGAUCUACAGACUCAACGAAGACAAGUGGGACCUGGAGCUGGUCACGUGCAUCAAGGAGUACGAGAUCAAUGACUUGCAGUCGCGAGUGAACGACAUGAGAGGCAAAUUUAUAAUCCCGCCGCUGAAGAAGGUGAGCAAAUAUCAGACGCAGUUGGAGAAGAUGCGCCAGUGGACGUACAAGUUGGCGAAGAUGGACCUGAAGGGCGGUCUGAAGCCGGUGAAGAAGGAGAUCGACCUGGGCGGCACCGACGCCGCGAAGAAG